AUGACUUGGAUUUGGCAUUCGUUUUUCGGUCCCGCUGGAUCGAACAACGAUGUCAAUGUUUUGCAGCAGUCGCCGUUGUUUCAAAACGAGCGUAAUGGAUCCACGCCAGACAGUUCAUUUAGCGUAAAUGGACAUGAUUACAAUCGCGAUUACUACCUUACCGAUGGAAUCUAUCCUAGGUGGGCUGCGUUUGUUAAAGCUUAUCCUCAUCUAGUGGAACAAGAUGAAAAGAAAUUUAAAAGACUACAAGAGGCUGCAAGAAAGGAUGUUGAGCGAGAGUUUGGUGUUCUCAAGGGAAAAUGGAAGAUCUUGGACCGUCCCCUCAGGCUAUGGACAAAGGAGAAGAUCAAAAAAGUCGUCGCUGCGUGUACUAUACUAUACAACAUGAUCAUCAAAGACAACGGGCUAGCGAUAUCACCGGUUCAUAUUAUGGAUCCACCGGUGCCAAGAGUUUAUAACCUGAAAGCAAACCGGGAGAUAAUGGACGAGAACGUACAUCAUCGGCUCCGAUACGAUCUCACGGCGCAUGUAUCGGCUUUAGACUUAUCAUUCCUUGACGAUCCAGCGAUGCAGCCACCAUCAGUCACGAGUUUGAUUUAG
This is a messenger RNA of Erigeron canadensis, 600 nucleotides long. RefSeq lists its product as uncharacterized. The coding region runs from base 1 to 600 and encodes 199 amino acids. NCBI's taxonomy places the organism in Eukaryota, Viridiplantae, Streptophyta, Magnoliopsida, Asterales, Asteraceae. The transcript has a single exon. The record is from RefSeq and is a predicted model, not a curated record.